Messenger RNA from Symsagittifera roscoffensis, 1814 nucleotides. RefSeq names its product protein glass-like. Gene Ontology annotation, molecular function: DNA-binding transcription factor activity, RNA polymerase II-specific; RNA polymerase II cis-regulatory region sequence-specific DNA binding. The transcript has 2 exons. Gene Ontology annotation, biological process: regulation of transcription by RNA polymerase II. The record is from RefSeq and is a predicted model, not a curated record. Lineage: Eukaryota; Metazoa; Xenacoelomorpha; Acoela; Convolutidae. The coding region runs from base 164 to 1768 and encodes 534 amino acids.
CCCCGCACCUCUUAAAAUCAAUUAAUAUCAUUCCACUGGGCAGUUUAACACAACUUGAAAUCACUUGGGUAAAAAUUAUAGAACUUUCAGUUAAAUCAACCGGAAAACUUAAACUUUGUCUUAUUUUGAAAACCAUCAGCUGCGAAAAGCAACAAAAUAUCAUAUGGCACAGUCAUUUCAUCUGCCAGUGUUUCAAAACAUGACCAACUCUUGGCUAGUCGGCAGCGGUGGUAUGAGCACAAUGGAUAAACGAAUACAUGCCUCGAAUAACUUGGUGGGUCUCUGUUCGGAAAACAGUGAGCACAUUUCAAUUUCAUCACACAGCUCCAGCCCAGUGGACGAACCGAUUGCUCGCCAGUUGCCAUACAACUCUUCGCUCAAUUUGGACCAACAUAUUCUUAAAUCGAACCCUCACUUUCAAGACACGAACCCGGAAAGUAACUUGGCGGUCGCUAACUUCAAUUUUGAUCGAAACCCACAUGGUUCGAAUAACAAUCAGUCGUUUCAAAAUUUGAGCUCGGGGUACAAUAUGAACGGCAGCUUCGGUCACGCUUCCACUUCUCGGAAGCACACAGUAUCGCCGCAUACUCCAGUUAUGAAUACAGCUGGCUUCACUGGCGAAGGUGGGAUGGUGCCUACAGGCGUCGGUUCGAAUCUGGGCGGGGGAAAUUUAGAUUCGCUCAUCCCGUCCAUUGGUAGACAUCCUCAUCCACACCUCAACCCAUAUUCUUUUUCCGCCGCUGCUUUCCCACCAUCAAACUGCAGUGCUACUUUCAGUGAGCUGUCAAUCAUCAGGCCAACGCAAAAUCAAAAUGCAGAUUUGGGAGACGUCCUUCUUUCUCUAAAACAGACAACUCUUCAUCCAAACCCAACAGCCAUACAAGCCUCCAUUGGAACCACAGAUCCGAUUGGAUCUAACGCCUCUGCAGGCUUCAGCGGGCAGGGCACACUUUCAGCACAGUCUUUUCCCAGAAACCAACAAACAAGUCCAAGUUCAAACCCAAAACUUGCCCAUAUUCAGAACGGACUCAAUAAUAUGCAGCAGCAAGUGAUGUCACCGAACUCGCCAUACAGCGCGAGAGACCUCUAUAGAUACCAGUACCCGUACGCAACCCUGCUCAGAAAUCAACGUUAUUUUCCUCAGGUUGGCAACAGCAACAAUAACAACAAUGCCACGUUCGCUGAUUAUAGCUCAAUUGCUACCACUGGUUGUAUAAAUCUUCCGCCCGAAUACUCUUCUAACUCUUGUACACGAAACUUGACGCAGUUUGAGCCAUUGGGUUACGGAAAUGAUGCAACUAAAAAUCUUCUGCUGAAUAACGAGCGGUUCAGAGGAAAGCCGAACAUUUGUCACGUUUGUGGAAAGACAUAUGCGAGGCCGAGCACGCUCAAAACUCACUUGAGAACACACAGUGGCGAGAAGCCUUUUAAAUGUACCGACUGUCCCAAGUCGUUUUCUCAAGCGGCCAAUUUAACCGCACACUUGCGAACACAUAAUGGCGAAAAACCGUUCAAGUGUGAACUGUGUGAUCGGAGGUUCAGUCAAAGCUCGUCGGUUACGACUCACAUGCGAACACACACAGGUGCUCGGCCGUACCGAUGCCGAAUGUGUCACAAGUCCUUCUCGGACAGUUCGACGCUGACGAAGCACGUUCGGAUCCACAGCGGGGAGAAGCCGUACUCGUGUCAUAUGUGUUUCCUCCGCUUCUCUCAGUCGGGAAACCUCAACAGACAUAUGCGAGUACAUCAACAACAGAACCAAGUGUGAACAACCAUCUGCUAAUAAAAGACGAAGCAGAAAUUUGGUACAUUAA